CCGUGGACAGGACUUCAGUAAGCUUACGAUCUGCGAUAAUAUCACAACAGGUUGUGCUGGAUUUGGCUGAAUUGUGCGUGGAAUCACAUCACAAACAGACGAAAGCGGCUUCGAGAAUUUCUAGGAUAGCAAGAUACUCCACAGUGCAUGUAAAUGUAACUAUUUGAAUGCGAGCAAAAUAAUCGACAUGAAAGAUAUUAAUGAAAGUGUGCUGAAGCUGGCAGACAGCAUUCACUAUGGAGAAAUUAAGGACACUCACAAUAUCGUGGUGGCUACUAUCUCUGUGCUUAAGGAAAUUAUCAACAAUACAGAAUGGAAUACAGCAAAGGAUUUAAUGGAUAUUGUCAUACAAAAUGGAAAGUAUCUCAUUAAAACGCUUCCUCUUGAAGCAUGUAUAGGAAAUAUGGUAAGAAGGAUAUUGCAGAUUAUUAGGGAAGAAUAUACUUCAGAAUUGAAGAGUAAAUCAGACGAGACAUAUCCCCAGGAAUCUUUGCACAAAAUUCUUACUGCUGAGGAUAACCAGCAGAUAGAUUUCAACGUUCCGAUACCUUUCCUAAAAGCCUCUCUUAUCGAACACAUUAAUGAAUUUGAAACCGAAUUGGAAACAUGCUCAGAAAAUAUCACACGACAAGCAUCCGAACAUAUACACUCAAACGAAAUUAUAAUGACCAUUGGCAAGUCUAAGUUGGUAGAGGAAUUUUUCAAAAAAGCUGCUGCUACCAGAGCCUUCGAUGUUAUAGUAGCUGAAGGCGGACCAUUUUUAAACGGUCACGAGAUGGCAGUGAAUCUGGCUAAGGCAAAAAUCAAGACCACACUGAUAUCGGAUGUAGCGAUCUUCGCGAUGAUGUCCCGAGUCAACAAAGUCAUCAUCGGCACUCACACAGUCAUGGCAAACGGUGGACUUCGAGCGAUCUCGGGUGCACACAUUGUCGCGCAAGCCGCCAAGCACUAUUCUGUUCCAGUAAUGGUUUUGCUGCCCCUCUACAAACUGGCGCCCCUUUAUCAUUGCUCGGGCAAACAGAAUGGCUUUAAUUGUCAAGUUUCGCCAACGAACGGCGUAAUAGAUAGUGCUAACGCACCAUUGCUAGAACGGAUACAUGCUUACAAUCCUGUGUUCGAUUACGUUCCACCUGAACUUGUUACACUAUUCAUUUCGAAUACAGGUGGAAAUGCGCCGUCCUAUGUAUAUAGAUUGCUUAGUGAAUUGUACCAUCCUGAUGAUUAUGAAUUAUAACAAAUUGUAUACGUAAACUAA
This is a messenger RNA of Cyphomyrmex costatus, 1255 nucleotides long. RefSeq names its product eukaryotic translation initiation factor 2B subunit beta (gene eIF2Bbeta). Bases 188 to 1234 code for a protein of 348 amino acids. Gene Ontology annotation, cellular component: eukaryotic translation initiation factor 2B complex. The transcript is spliced from 6 exons. Gene Ontology annotation, biological process: translational initiation. Lineage: Eukaryota; Metazoa; Arthropoda; Insecta; Hymenoptera; Formicidae. The record is from RefSeq and is a predicted model, not a curated record. Gene Ontology annotation, molecular function: translation initiation factor activity; guanyl-nucleotide exchange factor activity.